Molecule: messenger RNA, 440 nt
Organism: Gastrolobium bilobum
Lineage: Eukaryota; Viridiplantae; Streptophyta; Magnoliopsida; Fabales; Fabaceae
Product: histone H2AX-like
Exons: 2
Coding region: 4-438 (144 amino acids)
Cellular component (GO): nucleosome
Molecular function (GO): structural constituent of chromatin; DNA binding; protein heterodimerization activity
Source: RefSeq, a predicted model, not a curated record
ACGAUGAGUUCGUCGGAAGCUGCAACCACCGUGAGCAAGGGCGGAAGGGGAAAACCCAAGGCUUCAAAGUCCGUUUCCCGGUCCAGCAAAGCAGGUCUUCAAUUUCCCGUUGGCCGUGUCGCACGCUACCUCAAGGCCGGUCGUUAUGCCCAGCGCGUUGGGUCUGGAUCCCCUGUUUAUCUCUCUGCUGUUCUCGAAUACCUUGCUGCUGAGCUUUUGGAGCUUGCUGGGAACGCUGCGAGGGAUAACAAGAAGACGAGGAUCAUACCAAGGCACAUUCAACUUGCUGUGAGGAACGAUGAGGAACUGAGCAAGCUGAUGGGGUCUGUCACCAUUGCUAACGGUGGUGUUCUUCCCAAUAUUCACCAGAAUUUGUUGCCAAAGAAGGUCGCUAAUAAAGGGAAAGGCGAGGUUGGAUCUGCUAGCCAGGAGUUUUAGAC